This is a messenger RNA of Ceratosolen solmsi marchali, 938 nucleotides long. Its product is annotated as F-box only protein 2. The transcript is spliced from 3 exons. Gene Ontology annotation, biological process: ERAD pathway; glycoprotein catabolic process; SCF-dependent proteasomal ubiquitin-dependent protein catabolic process. Gene Ontology annotation, cellular component: cytoplasm; SCF ubiquitin ligase complex. The record is from RefSeq and is a predicted model, not a curated record. Gene Ontology annotation, molecular function: protein binding; ubiquitin protein ligase activity. Bases 37 to 912 code for a protein of 291 amino acids. NCBI's taxonomy places the organism in Eukaryota, Metazoa, Arthropoda, Insecta, Hymenoptera, Agaonidae.
UUUUUUUUUUUUUUUUAUUAUCUAUUUGUAAACAAUAUGGAACAGUUUCCUGAUAAAUUAAGGAAUAUGACAAUAUCAGAAAACCGUAUUACAUAUGAUGAAACAUGCAAUAAUGGACUAAUAGUCAAUGAUAAAUAUAUUCCUGAAGAAUUAUUAUCCACAAUACUUUGCUACAUUGAUCAUAAAACCUUAGUUAGCUGUCAAAUAGUUUGUAAACGUUGGAAUUUUCUUAUUAAAAGUUAUGUUUGGCGUAAAAAGGCUGAAAUAACAUUAGGUCAUGCAUUACCUGUAGAUGAAAGUACAAUGUGGGCUAAGUAUUACUUUAUUUGUGACAAGAAGCCUUUUUAUAAAAAUUUGAUAAUAAAUAAUAUAACUACAUUGUUCCCUAAUAAUUGGACAAUUUUGAAUUUUGGUGGCAAUGGUUGGGCAGUCGAAUGUCCACCUAUAGGCGUACCACCGCUGCCCGAAGAUCCAAUAUUUAAUGGAGAAAAUGCAUGCUUCGUUACUUCUUAUAACAAAUGUUUAAAAGUUCAAGUUAUAAAUUUGAUAGAACAAGGAUUUUCAAAGUAUUUGUUAGAUAAUUUACAACCUAUAAUAAAGGUAAGUGAGUAUUAUAGCUGUCGAUGGGACUGUCCGGCUGUAUAUAACUGUACGGUACAAUUAUUAAAAGAAAAGCUUGAUUCCGAAGAACUGUUUGCUUCUUACAAUUAUAAGAAGCUCUUGGAGCAUGGAGACCAAAACAAAUGGUUCAAAUUUGAACAUGAAUUUAGAGAUUAUGGUAAAGGAUUGCGAAGCAUUAAAUUUAUUCAUGGUGGACAAGAUACACGUUAUUGGUCAGGUCAUUACGGAAGUAAAAUGGCAGGAGCCUCGGUUAUAUUAGAAUUACCUGAAUUUCCCAAAAGCAUCGAUUAAAUAAUUAUUGUCAUUGAUUAUAUUCA